CUACCUCACUAUGUCUCUUUCUGUCUCUCUUCUCUCUAGGCCUCAUCCUUCUGUAAUACACAUCUUUCACAUCCUCUCAGCAGAGAGGAAGUACAGAUGGGUGGAGAGGAGAGGUGGGGUGGGGGGUUGGACAGCCUACAAGCCACUAGAGUUUAGUAAUCGACACGUUGAGAUGGAACGCCACUGUGUUCUACUCUUGCUGUUGAGUACACUGGUAUACUGUAGCCUCGGACAAGGUGGAGAUCUCUCUCUUCCAGCAUCUCUGAUUGUCAGUCCUGACAGAUCUCAGUUCUUUGAAUAUGAGUCUGUCUCUCUGAGCUGUGAGGUUCAGGGGAACUCUACUGGAUGGAGAGUGGUGAGGAACACAUCGAGAGUAAUCCUUUCAGAGUGUAAUACUGACUGGGGAAAACAACAAGGGUCUUCAUGCAUUGUAUCACUAAUAACAUCAGACAGUGGAGUGUACUGGUGUGAGUCUGGGUCUGGAGAACACAGCAAUGCUGUCAACAUCACAGUACCUGAUCUCUCUGUUCCAGCCUCUCUGAGUGUCAGUCCUGACAGAUCUCAGUUCUUUGAAUAUGAGUCUGUCUCUCUGAGCUGUGAGGUUCAGGGGAACUCUACUGGAUGGAGAGUGGUGAGGAACACAUCGAGAGGAAUCCUUUCAGAGUGUAAUACUGACUGGGGGAAACAACAAGGGUCUUCAUGCAUCACGUCACUAAUAACAUCAGACAGUGGAGUGUACUGGUGUGAGUCUGGGUCUGGAGAACACAGCAAUGCUGUCAACAUCACAGUACAUGAUGGAGCUGUGAUCCUGGAGAGCCCUGCCCUUCCUGUGACUGGGGGAGAUUCUGUGACUCUGCGCUGCAGAUAUCAGGGAACUCCCUCUGACCUCACAGCUGAUUUCUACAAAGAUGGAUCCCUCAUCAGGACUGAGACUACAGGAGAGAUGACCAUCCCUGCAGUAUCCAAGUCAGAUGAAGGACUCUACAAGUGUACCAACUCUGAAGGAGAAUCACCAGAGAGCUGGAUUACUGUGACAGAUAAUAGUCCCUCAUCCUCCUUCACUCCAUCCUCCUCUCCCCCCGUCUCUCCUCCCUCCUCUCUCCUCCCCUCCUCUCUCAUCCUCCCUCUGUCUGUCUCUGGGUUGGUGGCUGCUCUCGCCAUCUCUCUGAUCAUUCUACUGGUCCUGUUCUGCAAGAAGAGGAACAAACAUGUAGCAGCUGAACCCAGAGAUGUUACCUAUGCUGACGUCAGAAUCACACAGGACCCAGAACCCAGGAGAAGGAGAGAGAAGUCUCCAGGAGCUGAUCCAGUCUACUCUGCAGUGAAGACCUCCAACACCACAGUUCCAGGUGGAUCUGGUCCAGGUGAUGUGACCUAUGCUGACAUCAACCACACAGAGAAGAGACAACACAACAGGAGGAGAGAGAACGUCGUUCCAGACCCUGUCUACUCAGCAGUGAAGACAGAGAGACAGAGAUACAGGUAUCUGGACCCAGGGACGUAA
Salmo salar (Atlantic salmon) is the source of this 1504-nucleotide messenger RNA. NCBI's taxonomy places the organism in Eukaryota, Metazoa, Chordata, Actinopteri, Salmoniformes, Salmonidae. The record is from RefSeq and is a predicted model, not a curated record.